Messenger RNA from Paramecium sonneborni, 778 nucleotides. NCBI's taxonomy places the organism in Eukaryota, Ciliophora, Oligohymenophorea, Peniculida, Parameciidae. The record is from the annotation of a GenBank genome assembly.
AUGAUUAAAUUUUGUCAAAAGUUUAAAACAUAUUUUUCAAGCUCAUUCAUUCCUUACAAUCCAAAAGGAUUUAAAGAUGUUUCCAAAUAUAUCUAAAAUCAUCAAUCAAUAUAAAUAAAAUUAUGUGAUUUUGAUGUUAGUAAGGAUUAGUUUAUUUAUGCAUAUAAUAAUUUUCUUAAUUCAAUUUAAGAUGAUGAUUUUAAUUUAUAUGUUCAAGAAGUUUGUGAUAAAUAAUUAGCAGAUUAAUUUAUUGAAGGACUUUCAAGAAUUUAGAAUUAAUCAUUAAAAUUAGAAAAAGUAUUGAAUGAUGAAGUUUAAGAAGAAAUAUUUUUCACAGAGUUUAAUUUUUUUAUUAGUGUUAAUCGAAACAUUUCCUUGUAUGAUCAUGUAAGAUGUUUGAAACAAUUUAGACUGUUUUAUAAUCAUUAGACGAAUUUCCAAAAUUUAUUUAAUUAAAUUCUUAAGCAAAAGAGCUGUUGAAUUGUGUAUAAAUAGGAGCUUUUAUAAAAUCUAAAUUGAGUCUAAAAAUAUCAGACUUUGAAGUAUAUUUAUUAAAAAAUUAAUAAGCAUGAACCUGAAAAUUUUCAUCAUGUCAGAUUUAUGGUACUUAAGGAUGCAGAAGAGCUAAAAAGUCUUUUUUCAACCUUAAAAUCAAUAUUAUUUUAUAAUGAAAAAGAAGUUUAUUUUGGAAAUAAUCCUACCUGGAAAAUAAUAGACUUAGAUAGAAAUAUGGGAAAAUAAUACCCUUUAUUUUUUUGAACAUUAAAUUAAAAACAAG